UCCCAGUUUGCGGAGGCUGGCGGCCGGGAGAGCGAGCGGGAGCAUAUCGCUGGCGGAGAGCGGGCUGAGCAGCGGCGCAGCGCCAGUGUAAAGCCGCUUCUCCGGCAGCUGCAGCGGCCUCUCGGGGGUAAAGCCCCCCUCCCUGAGUUGGGGGUAACAUCCACCUGGGGGCGGCGGCGGCGGCUGCUGUUUCUUUUCCUCUGUGUGUCUGAUUUAAAGCAUUUGAUCAGAGCGCCGAAGUGCUGCUGCCGGAUAUUGGUGCGUGUUGUGUUGAGCGUGAGUGUGAGCAGUCUCGCUGCCGGGAUGGAUUCGGGAUUGUGUCCCCGGAGCACGGCUCGCCUUCUGCUGCUGGUGGCGGUCUUGCCAGUUUUUCAGGCACAGACGGUGACAGUGGAUGACAGCUUGUCUGGAUUUAUUGGCACCAGUGUGGUUUUGCGAUGCACUUUCGUAAACAAUGAUCCCAAAAUCAAAAUCACUCAAGUCACAUGGCAAAAGGCAACCAAUGGGUCCAAGCAAAAUAUUGCCAUUUUUCAUCCGUCUAUGGGGGUUUCUGUCCUGCCACCAUACCAAGACAGAGUAUCUUUCAAAAAGCCAUCUCUAAAUGAUGCGACAAUUGAGCUGUCCAGGUUGGAGCUGAUGGACGAAGGGGUGUACAUCUGUGAGUUUGCAACCUUCCCGACAGGAAACCGAGAGAGCCAGGUUAACCUCACUGUCUUUGCCAGACCAGUGAUCGAUGCUGAGCUGACUCCACACACCAUCAUAGCCAGGGCUGACCAUCCAAGGAAGAUUGUAGUAGCAACGUGUACAUGCGCCAAUGGGAAGCCACCAGGCGUUAUCACCUGGGAGACGAAAGUCAAUGGGGAGACGAUUGUUAAAGAAUCUCGAAACCAAAAUGGCACCAUCACAGUGACCAGCCAAUACCUUUUGGUUCCCUCAAGGGAAGCUCAUCGGCAGCCACUGACAUGUGUGGUGAAUUACCAAAUGGAUCGGACCACCAAAGUGCUGAUGUUAAAUGUGCAGUAUGAACCAGAGGUUACCGUGGAAGGAUUUGAUGGGAAUUGGUACUUGAACAGAGAGAAUGUGAGGCUGACAUGUAAAGCAGAUGGGAACCCACCUGCAACUAAAUAUAACUGGAAGAUGUUAAAUGGGUCGCUGCCUGUAAACGUGGAACCUCAAAACACCACCCUGCUCUUCAAAGGGACCGUGACCUAUGAACUUGCUGGGACGUACGUCUGUGAGGCUACGAAUGCAAUCGGUACACGAUCGGGUCUGGUUGAGGUCAAUAUCACAGAAUCCCCUCAAAUCCUACCAUCCGACACCCCGAGUGUGAAAGAGAGUCUGGACGGCAGCAAGAGCGGAGGCAACACCUUGAUGAUUGGAGCAAUUGUGGGAGGUGCGGUGCUCGUCUUGUUAGCCGGUGUCAUAGUCUUCAUCAUCCUGCGCAAGAGGCAACAAACCUUCAAGGGGGACUACAACACCAAGAAGCACGUGUUUGGCAAUGGAUACGGCAAGGCUGGCAUCAUGCCUCCUGGCCCACAACAGGUCCCUUACCAGGAGGAAUCCGAUGAGGAUAAAAAGCUGUCUUCCAUGAACGUAAGUUAUGAAAACGAGAGGAAAGUUAUCCGAGACGGUGCAGAUUUUGACGCGGACUCCAAGCGUCCUUACUUUACGGUGGAUGAGAGUGACACGCAGGAGGAGUUUGACGAGCAAACCCUGAGCUUCCAGUAUCCCCCGGAUCUGACAGAAGACAUGGUCUCACAGAACGAUGGCUCCAUAAUUUCAAAGAAAGAGUGGUAUGUGUAGUGCCAGACCUCUUGUGGUACAGGGCAAAAUCAAAGUGUCCUGAUUCCGACCCAGGUGGUCCACUAUAAAGAACUCUGCAUCGGCUAAGGUCUUAAUGAUUACAUUAUGGUUUAUUUUUUACAUUUCAUUCAAAAAAAAAUCUAAAGACAAUGAUUUCAUAAAUAUUACAAAAAAAAAACUUUUCUGUACAGCACUAACGAGGAGUGCCUCACUCAUUGCCGGCUGGACUUGCUUAAAAAAAAGCUGAUGUCUCAUCACUAAACUGCACAGACAUCAGGUAACUUGUGCUAAACACUGGAACUCGAUCAGGCUGCCAGCAUAUCUGUGGCUGCAUUACCUUAACUGUCAUUCACUUGGUCAUUAAUUUAUAACCACUAACUAGGACUGGACGUGGCUAAUAACUUACUAGCAUGUGCUAGUGAGUGGUUAGUUUUGCUUGUUAAGCAACUGGUGAUGGCAUGCAAUAGCAACUUUUAAAAUCCCAUUAAUUGGAGAGGGUGUGGGGAAAAUCAGUUGCUCACCUACUCUCCAGCCAAUAGCUUCUGUAGCUGGAUCUUCCAUUAGAUGUCAGUCUCUAAAAAACCAAAUUUCUUCAAAUCGCACAUAGCUCUAACAUCAUAAAGUCCUUUUGGGCACCUUAAGUGACUUGUACAUUUUUAGGGUCACAGUCUUGUUAAUUUUUUUUUAAUACUUUGAAGUAAAAUGAAUUUGCCUGCAAGAAAAUGAAUUUUAUUCCCCUCCUGAAUGAGGUCCUGGUUGUAGCAUACAACAUUCCUGCAUGUGAGUUUGUAAUACAUUAAAUCUCAAAAUUGUGUCCUGUUGUGGAGCUACCUAGAUGUGAGGAAUCGUUUCCUUUCACAAGUCCUAACAAACCUCUGCAGCAUUUAAAGAUUGAGGUUCAAUUGUUGAGUCUAAUCAGUGCAUGUUUCAGAAUUCUCUUUAACAAAACGUUUGAUGUGCUGCAUUUUGCCUAAUGUCAGCUGUGUACAAUAAUGUAUAUUUCAAACUUUUUAACAUCAUGUCGGAUUUAGAGUAUUAUUUCAACAUAUCCAUCUAUACUGUGGUUUAGUCUAAAUUAAGCCCCAAGGUAUGGAGACCCAAUUAUUUGGGUGUUUACCUCUUCCUGGUCCUCAAUCAUUUGACCCUAAAAAAUAGACGUUAGUGGAGGUGAGCAGUGCGGUGUGGGGGGCUUACAGUUAUUAAUAAGACUAAGUCAGAGUAAAGUGAAGGAAACCUGCCAAAGCUGAAAGUCUGAAAUAAAAAGAGGAAAUGCUGGAAACAAUGUCAGAAAGAGGCGAAGAGAGUCGACCUUUCAGCAUGAUGACUUUCCCAUCAGAUCCAGAAUGAAGAGAAGCCCUUGCAAGCUUUAUUGUCUGCUCUGGACCAGUGGUAUUGUUCCUGAGAUUGAGUGUUGAGAAUGUAAGGUACAAGUGUCAUGUAAGAAUUGUGUGCCUUCAGCUGCAAGAUGUGCCUACUCUAGCAGGGUAGGAUGCCAAGCAAGCCUGCUCAUCGACUAAUGAUUUAAGACCUUCCAGCCUUUGCCCUCUUUCCCCUUUAAAGUUGGUAAAUAAUUGCAGUCUGUCCCCUUUGUGGGCAGCAGGUCUGUGCUGUGAGCACAGCACUGCAUCUCCCACAGUAUUAACACGCGGGCAUUGUGCAGAGCAACAAACAACACACAGUUCAGCAGAUGCUACCAGGCAGGAACAGCACUCUCUUUGUUCCAGAACUGCCAAUGCAUUAAGUGUUAACUUUGCUGAAAAACGCCUACAAACGCGGUGGCAGGAAUGUUAUCAGUAAAUGAUAGUCGUUACAUUGUACUGCUCUGGCAUCAGGAGUAUGCCUCCACCAACCCCAGCAAUAGAUUCAGUCAUGGCCUUAAGCUUUCUGUAAACAGGAAUGCUCAGAACAAGGACAGUGUGUCUUGUAAUGUUGAAAGAAAGAGCGUGGUACAUUGAAGGGGCACUGCAAGGAUCUGCCAAGUUGGGGUGGGGAUUGGGAUGGCCGUACAAUAUUACUAUCAAUCCUUGGGAGUGUAUUGCUGUAAAAACUGAAAAGACAGGAAGAUCUAUAAUGAGAUGAGCUGUGACAGUUCAGACAUGUACCCUUAUCAAAUUCUUGUAGGAAUUGUGAGCUCUGCAGUGCCAUAGUGACUCUGUCAUUGAACUAAUAAUGCAGAGAAUGGUCGUAUUUGAAAACAUCUUCCACAAAAGGCUUGGAUAAGUAAAUGUGCAUGAAGCUAAUGGAUUGAUAUGAGAUUGUGACCGCUUCAUUCAUGUUUUAAGAAGUCAAGUUGAGUUUAUUGUCAUAUGCACAAGUAUGAUGAGGUACAGGGAAAAUGAAAAACUUGCAGCAGCGUCACAGGCAUGUAGGUUCAGACAACAUGCAGAAUAUAAAUUAUACAAGACAGUGAAGAGAAAAAAAAGACUCUGCAAAAAUAAGACAUUAGUGCAAAAAAAAAAGCACAAUCAGAGACAAGUCCACGGUAGUCUAUGGAAAGGAAACCAGCCAUCCUUCCCCUGUAUGGCCUCAAUUUGACUCCUGUUAAUCUAACUAGUUCUAGCUGACCUUUAGGCAUCUGGGAUGAGGAAUAAAUGUCAGUCUUGUCAGGACCCUAAGAGUGUUUUAAAAAAAAAUUGGAAAGCUAAGUAGGGAGAUGAAAUCCUGUCAGCACUUUCAGUAUUUAAACCAUUCACUAUGGCUAGAAUCAAUGCAAUCUCAUUGGAACAUUGGUGUUUGUGCGAGGGAUGUGCACACUGUACUACACUCCGCAUAGGGUAAUUUGCUUUUCAGAGAGGCACAUCAGUGUUGUUUCCGUCUGAUUUAUACAUGGCCCCCUGGAUGUCAAAAUGCAGAUUGUGCCCAGAGUGCGCUCUUCUGUAUUGAGAGUAUUUGACUUUUUUUUUGUAAAUAUGGACAUGCAAGAAGUUAGUGCAAUGAAUUCCUGCCUCAUCUUCGCCUUACCCAAUGCAAACCUAUCCUGAGGGGGAAUAACUCGGAUAUGUGCUUAGUGCUCACGCUUCCCAGAAUCAUUUUUUUCUCUUCUCAGCAUGUUGCGUGGUGCCAACUGAAAUGUUGCUAAACUUAAGUAUAAUUAACGUACAUUCAUAAAACCUCCUGGGUUAAGUCUCUGAUCACUGGCCAUUCCCAACCUUGCCCCUCUGCCCCCACCCCCCACCUCCCCAACUAAAUUUUGAUCGAUGUUCAAAAGAAUCCCAAUGGGGAGUCAGAGGAUUCAAGACUGAAUAUUUCUACACAAAGCUUUUUCCUUCUAGAGCUACCCAUUCAGGACUAGAAUAUAAAAGCAAGGAUGUAUUACUGAGGCUUUAUAAGGCAUUAGUCAGACUGCAUUUGGAAUACUGUGAGCAAUUCUGGGCCACGUAUCUAAGGAAGGAUGUGCUGGCCCUGGAGAGGGUCUAGAAGAGGUUCACAAGAAUGAUCCGAGGAGUGAAAAGCUUAACAUAUGAGGAGUGUUUUGAAGUCUCUGGGCCUGUAGUCAAUGAAGUUCAGAAGGAUGAUGGGGGAAUCUUACUGAAACCUGGAUACUGAAAGGCCUGGAUAGAGCGGACAUGGAGACGAUGUUUCCAUUAGUAGGGGAGUCUAGGACCAGAGGGCACAGCCUCAAAAUAAAGGGAUGUCCCUUUAAAACUGAGAUGAGGAGGAAUUUCUUCAGCCAGAGGGUGGAGAAUCUGUGGAGGCCAAGUCUUUGGGUGUAUUUAAGGCAGAGAUUGAUAAAUUAUUGAUUGGUAAGGGGAUUAAGGGUUAUGGGGAGAAGGUGGGAAAAUGGGGUUUUAAAAAAAAAUCAGCCAUGAUUGAAUGGCGGAGCAGACUCAAUGGGCUAAAUGAGCUAAUUCUGCUCCUAUGUCUUAUGGUCUUAUUUGACAAACUGAUCUGCUGUGAGAACAUUGCACAGAAACUCAUGAUUUAGGCAUAUCAGUGCUACUUGUUGCAGUGCAGGUGAGCUGGUUAUGAUUUGGUUUGAAAGGACCAACAAUUUUUUUAAAUCUCCUGCUCUUCAGUCAGUUUUAAAUGGGGUGUGAUAACUGUGGAGAGCCGUCAACCAGAGAGCUGUUCAGUCCUUGCAUCAGUGGAACCUUAAACUCUGUCUCGAACACAUGAUUGAGGGAAAGUGGCGAAGUCGCAGAAUGUUGCCAGUUGAAGUUCAUACGGUACUGGAUGCAGGGAGGAUGUUCCUCCCCGGUUUAGGAGUUGAGAUCCAGGUGUCGUAAUCUCAGAAUAAGGGGUUGGCCAUUUGGGACUGAGAUGAGGGGAAAUUUCUUCACUCAGAGGGUGGUGAAUCUUUGAGAGGGUUGUGGAGGCUCGAUCAUUGAGUUCAUUCAAAGCAGAGAUCCAUAGAUUCCUGGAUUCUGAGGGAAACGAGGGAUGCGGGGAUAGUGCAGGAAAAUGGAGUUGAGGGGGAAGAUCAGUCAUGGCGAUUCUGCUCGAAUGGCUUACUUCUGCUUCCAAUUCUAAUGUUCUGCAUGCUGGUUAAUGUUUGAAGUUCACUGAAACCCAGACUAUGAAAGUCAAAUAUGGUUGAUACACAUUUCACAACUUUGAGAAUUAUUCUUAUAACUCUGAGAAGCCCAUUAGUCUGAGACAAGGUGGUUAGUGCUUUACUCUGCACUUUUUGUAUAUUUCCUUUUUAUAUAGAGCAAGGUCAUUCAACGCAUCAAACAGACUCUUGGAGCAUUCACAACCCCCCCCCCCCCCCCCCCA
Molecule: messenger RNA, 6519 nt
Organism: Pristis pectinata (smalltooth sawfish)
Lineage: Eukaryota; Metazoa; Chordata; Chondrichthyes; Rhinopristiformes; Pristidae
Gene: nectin1b
Product: nectin cell adhesion molecule 1b
Exons: 6
Coding region: 304-1803 (499 amino acids)
Biological process (GO): homophilic cell-cell adhesion; heterophilic cell-cell adhesion; protein localization to cell junction
Cellular component (GO): adherens junction
Source: RefSeq, a predicted model, not a curated record